AUGCCAGGACCUUUAAGUGUGCAGAUCACCAGAUUCGAAAGCUUUACAAGUCACAAUCAUCUGACAGUGAUCAACCCUGGAAUGACAGAGAUCAAGAUGAGCUCCAAGCUAAAUUGGCGUGGUGGCUGGUGGGAAAGAUUGAUAUGGAAUGUGAAGGAGCCUCUUCUAAAGGUCUUAGGGAAAGCUUUGUUGUCCUAUGCAGAGUUAACAACAGUCCUUACCAGAAUCGAAGCUGUCAUUAACACCCGACCCCUCACAACAGCAAGUGAUGAUGUCAGGGAUCCUACACCCAUAAUGCCCGCUCAUCUUGCUCUUGGAAGAUCACUGUUUGACCUUUCUGACCUUAAAGAGGUCCCUGUUAAUGAAGACACAACAAGGCAACGUUACCUGUACCAACAGAGGCUCGUUAAUCACUUCUGGAAACGAUGGCGAGGAGAGUGUCUACAUCAGCUAUCCAUUCAACCUAAAUGGAACGAAGAGCAACCAGCCCUUAGUGUUGGAGAUGUAGUCCUGAUCUCCGAGGACAACGUAUCAAGGGGAAAGUGGCAAAUGGGACGAGUUGAGACAUUGUUUCCUGGAAAGGAUGGCCUUGUAUGCACUGUUGAAUUGAAGACACAGAAAGGAAACCUAUGCAGAGCCAUUCAAAGGCUACAUCAACUGAAAGCACUGGGCAUUUGCUGGAAUACGAUAACUGACUCUUUUCUGUUGAACAUUCUACAAAGUGUACUCAAGAUGAAUGACCCUGAAAUGAAGAGAAGUCUUUUGAGUAUUGCGUCGAGGAUAUUUGACCCCAGGGACUACUCACCCCGUUCACAGUUAUAG
Messenger RNA from Orbicella faveolata, 822 nucleotides. RefSeq lists its product as uncharacterized. The record is from RefSeq and is a predicted model, not a curated record. NCBI's taxonomy places the organism in Eukaryota, Metazoa, Cnidaria, Anthozoa, Scleractinia, Merulinidae.